UAGAAAUUGAUCAAUUACAAUCACUUUAUAUGGUCUCGUUAUGGGAGUUGAAUGCGGCAUACAGCUGAUGAAGGUUCAUAUGAUAACAAUGUGCUCGUCACCGUGCCUCUUCUGGUUGUUACUUGGUUUAAUCUUGCCGGUCGCACUUGGAGAACCCAUUUACCGCGAUGGUGAGUACCGGCCCCUGGCCGCUGUGUCGGAGUUGACCUCGCGACUUGCGACUCAUACCCAGCACCUACAGCCGCUGCAGGAGCCCCGGCUGCCGCUGCCGACGCCUCCCGACUUGGAGACCAUAAAGAAGGUUGCGCAGAUACUGGUCAUGCUAGGAGAACAGGUGAUACCAGCAGUGAUCGGUGAGAAGCCUCCGUCCAAUAACAGCGAAAUAACUGAAGAUCCAGUUAACGAGAACUCUUAGUGCUCCAUCUCCAACCAGACUAACGAUGCUAUGAAUUACAUCACAACAAUA
Molecule: messenger RNA, 466 nt
Organism: Galleria mellonella (greater wax moth)
Lineage: Eukaryota; Metazoa; Arthropoda; Insecta; Lepidoptera; Pyralidae
Exons: 3
Coding region: 41-415 (124 amino acids)
Source: RefSeq, a predicted model, not a curated record